ACUAAAGAUAGAAACAGCUGGCCCUUCCAGGCAGCUAAAAGCCUCCAGACUAAGAGGUAUUCCCCAAUCGGCAGCCAGACUCCUUGAAAUACCCUUUGAAUUAUUCAUUCUACCAAGGCCUCAUGUCUCUACUCUGCCAUAACAAAGGCUGUGGGCAACACUUUGAUCCCCAAACCAACCUUCCUGAUUCCUGUUGCCAUCACCCUGGGGUCCCAGUCUUCCAUGAUGCACUUAAGGGUUGGUCCUGCUGCCGGAAACGAACUGUAGAUUUCUCUGAGUUCUUAAAUAUCAAGGGCUGUACUGUGGGACCCCACUGUGCUGAGAAGCUCCCUGAAGCCCCUCAACCUGAGGGCCCUGCAACAAGCAGUUCACUUCUGGAGCAAAAGCCUCCGAAUACGAUUCCAAAGUCAGCAGAGACGUUGCGCCGGGAGAGGCCCAAGUCAGAUCUGCCUCCAAAGCUGCUUCCGCUAAAUAUAUCCCAAGCCCUGGAAAUGGCACUGGAACAGAAGGAAUUAGACCAAGAACCUGGAGCAGGACUUGACAGUAGUCUGAUCCAGACUGGUGCCAGCUGCCAGAACCCAGGAUGUGAUGCUGUUUACCAAGGCUCGGAGAGUGAUGCUACUUCCUGUACCUACCACCCAGGAGCACCUCGAUUCCAUGAGGGGAUGAAGUCUUGGAGCUGUUGUGGCAUCCAGACCCUGGAUUUUGGGGCAUUUCUGGCACAGCCAGGAUGCAGAGUUGGUAGACAUGACUGGGGGAAGAAGCUGCUGGCAUCUUGCCGUCACGAUUGGCACCAGACAGAUUCCUUAGUAGUGGUGACUGUAUACGGCCAGAUUCCACUUCCUGCGUUCACUUGGGUGAAGGCCAGUCAAACUGAGCUUCAUAUCCACAUUGUCUUUGAUGGGAACCGUGUGUUCCAAGCACAGAUGAAGCUCUGGGGGGUCGUAAACGUGGAGCAGAGCUCUGUCUCCUUGAUGCCAUCUCGGGUUGAAAUCUCCCUGGUCAAGGCUGACCCAGGAUUCUGGGCCCAGCUGGAGCACCCCGAUGCACUGGUUGAGAAGGCUAAGUCAGGGGUUGGGUUAGAGAUGGAUGAGGAAGAAUCUGAGGAUUCAGAUGAUGAUCUGAGCUGGACAGAGGAGGAGAAGGAAGCGAUGGGGGAAUAGUGACACCAGACAACUAAGUGUCUAGAUAGGACCUCAAUGACUCCCUUAGAAUCUCAAAGACCAGGAUAUGGUUGACCAAGUGGUGUCAUUGAACAGCAGGAGGCAGAAGGCGAGGAGAACAAAAGUGUCCAAACCAUCCUGUUUUUUUUCCCCUUAAAUAAAUCUUGUAUUCUGCAGUUUCA
Messenger RNA from Phacochoerus africanus (Common warthog), 1345 nucleotides. It is a transcript of the gene ITGB1BP2, whose product is annotated as integrin subunit beta 1 binding protein 2. The record is from RefSeq and is a predicted model, not a curated record. The coding region runs from base 123 to 1163 and encodes 346 amino acids. The transcript is spliced from 11 exons. Lineage: Eukaryota; Metazoa; Chordata; Mammalia; Artiodactyla; Suidae.